Dama dama (fallow deer) is the source of this 795-nucleotide messenger RNA. RefSeq names its product elongin-C-like. The transcript has a single exon. Bases 307 to 645 code for a protein of 112 amino acids. Gene Ontology annotation, biological process: ubiquitin-dependent protein catabolic process. Lineage: Eukaryota; Metazoa; Chordata; Mammalia; Artiodactyla; Cervidae. Gene Ontology annotation, molecular function: protein-macromolecule adaptor activity. Gene Ontology annotation, cellular component: elongin complex. The record is from RefSeq and is a predicted model, not a curated record.
GUUCAAUUGCUAGGUCAUGUCCGACUCUUUUGAGACCCCAUGGACGGCAGCCCAUCAGACUCCUCUGUCCUUCACUACCUCCUGGAGUUUGCUCAAAUUCCUGUCCAUUGAGUUGGUGAUGCUAUCUAAUACCACUGAACUGUACACUUUAAAAUGAUUAAGAGGGAGCUGGGGGUAGGGGGGCGGCCCUGGUGUAGGGGCUGUGGCGGUGCGCGGGGACUCGGUGCGGUGGUUGCGGUUGCUGCGGAGCUGACGAGAAACUACUAAAGUUCCUGUGGACGCAAAGAAGAAUUUCAUAAGAACAUAAUGGAUGGGGAAGAGAAAACCUAUGGUGGCUGUGAGGGCCCUGAUGCCAUGUAUGUCAAGUUGAUAUCUUCAGAUAGUCAUGAAUUUAUUGUAAAGAGAGAACAUGUGCUAACAUUAGGAACAAUAAAAGCCCAGUUGAGUGGCCCAGGUCAGUUUGCUGAGAAUGAAACUAACGAAGUCAAUUUUAGAGAGAUCCCUUCACAUGUGCUAUCGAAAGUAUGCAUGUAUUUUACCUACAAGGUUCGCCACACUAACAGCUCCACGGAGAUUCCUGAAUUCCCAAUUGCACCUGAAAUUGCACUGGAACUGCUGAUGGCUGCGAACUUCCUAGAUUGUUAAAUAAAAUAAAUUAUAACAAACUGUUAACUCUUUUUCAGUAUUUAAUACCUGUAGUUCAGUUAGUACUUUUUUCAUAUAUAGCAUGUUGCCUGUGUGCAGUUGAACUUUAAAGUUCAUUGCAAAGCAGAUUAUCUUCUGUUCUUUUGCAUA